AUGGGGGACGAUCCGGGGAGGCUUUAUCGUUUGGAUGGAGUUGCUCAUAUCGCCGGGGUGAUCAACGACGAGGUUAGUGCGGUUUUUGUUAAUGUGAUUGUUGUAUUUGUUGAUGGUUUUUGCACGUGGUUCAUGUUAGCGGUUUGUGUAUACAAUGUUGGUUGCCUGUUUCAUCCUCGUCGUUGCAUAUCCAGCGUUAGGCGGCAGCAGGGGAUGCGUCUUGAUGAGAGGUACGUUCCGUACUUGCAGAUGGCCGGAUUGUACCAUCUUGCGAGACUGAACGACAGAUGGUUCCGACUAGACGAGCCCCUAGUCAGCGCAUUCGUCGAGAGGUGGCGGCCUGAGACGCACACCUUCCACAUGCCGUUCGGGGAGUGCACCAUCACGCUUCAGGACGUUGCAUACCAGUUGGGGUUGCCAGUGGACGGACAUUACGUCAGUGGUUGCUUGACGGACUUCCACCUGUACAUUGAGGGUGGGAGGCCAGCUUGGCAGUGGUUCCAUGAGUUGCUCGGGGUUUUACCUCCCGAGAACCAGGUUCAGAAAUUCGCAGUCAACUGCACCUGGUUCCAGGAGACAUUUGAAGAGUGUCCCGACGGGGCUGAUGAGGAGACAGUUAGGCGCUUUGCCCGUGCCUAUAUCAUGAUGUUAUUGGGCACGCAGCUGUUUGCCGACAAGUCCGGCAAUCGUAUAAACAUCAGAUGGCUAUCGUAUGUUGCUCGGCUUGAGGAGAUGGGUGGCUACAGUUGGGGGUCGGCGGCACUAGCAUGGUUGUACCGGUGCAUGUGCCGAGUCGCCAACAGACAUGUCGUGAAGUUAGCUGGGCCUUUACAGUUACUGCAGUCUUGGAUCUUUUGGAGGUUUCCUUCAUUUAGGCCUACUGGGUAUGAUGAGAUUAGCUGGCCCCUUUACUCGAGAUGGUCUGGUUACAAUCCUGGGAUUAGCAACAAGGGACCUCGGGUACAGAUGGCUCGCCUGAAGAUCGACUUGUUACAGCCUCGGGAUAUGCCGUAUAGCGCACUCGACGUCAUCCAGGUUGUCCAUCCGGAGGUCUUGGAGUCGCGGCAUACGAUGUUAUGGCGGUGUGUGACGUCGUUGAUUUAUUUUGCUGUGGUAGAGUGGCAUCAGGUUGAUAGAGUUUUACCGCAGUUUGGCGGCGUUCAGCCCCCCCGCGUCCCGCCCUGA
Molecule: messenger RNA, 1185 nt
Organism: Arachis duranensis
Lineage: Eukaryota; Viridiplantae; Streptophyta; Magnoliopsida; Fabales; Fabaceae
Product: protein MAIN-LIKE 1-like
Exons: 6
Coding region: 1-1185 (394 amino acids)
Biological process (GO): meristem development; meristem maintenance
Source: RefSeq, a predicted model, not a curated record